Malaya genurostris is the source of this 7217-nucleotide messenger RNA. Its product is annotated as serine/threonine-protein phosphatase 6 regulatory ankyrin repeat subunit B-like. The record is from RefSeq and is a predicted model, not a curated record. NCBI's taxonomy places the organism in Eukaryota, Metazoa, Arthropoda, Insecta, Diptera, Culicidae. Gene Ontology annotation, molecular function: protein binding. The transcript is spliced from 2 exons. The coding region runs from base 1386 to 6893 and encodes 1835 amino acids.
AAAAAAAUAUUUGAGAGAAAAAAUUAGAUAGCCUUUACUAAUACAUCUUGGUUUCAGUUCAGCUGCCAAGCGGCCAGUGAUUAUCAUAUAUGAAUGUUCGUUGCCGGUGAAAUGACUUUUUGGCUUAAAUAUCAGAAUGAUAUCAACGGAGUCGGUGGCCUUGGAAUUGCCAGAAUAAGAUAGUGUAGACUACUUUGCUAUGCGUUGCUGGCGCGAAGAGUUAAUUGUGAUUUGUAUUCGUGAUGCGCUGCUUUUGUAUCUACAUUUUUCGUAACACAACACAUUAACCGUUACAUUGAAUCAAGUUUCGGUUAUUAGGACCAAAUAUGGCAGAUAUCAUAAUGGCAGAUUCAUGUGGAGUUCUGAACAUACAGCGAGUAAUUUUGGCGUGUAAAGACAGAGAUCUUGAGUACCUGAAAAGUCUUCUGGGACCGCAUACAUUCCAAAGCUUCGAGCCAACUGAGACCGACGAGGAGAGUCACAAUGCGUUUUAUUAUGCCAUAAGAUCAGGAAGUGUUGAAUUACUUGAAACAUUUAUUGAAAUAUUAGCGCAUAAUGAGUUAAGCUCUCAUGAUUACUCGCGACGUCUGGACGAACUUCUUUCAGAUGCAUACGAGGAGUUGAAACUGAAGAAUAUGGAACUAAACAAGGAUAUGGAGAUAUACGUUCAAGAGAUGCUGAUAAGUUUACGAUUUUUUGUCGAAAAUCCUUUGAAAAAUGAUGUCAAUGCCCGAAUCAUUGAUCGAGUUGAUUGGGUUAUUGAACAGUUCAAACUUUUGAAUCAGGAUUAUUCUGCUGUCGGUGUCACAGUAGACGACAGAUUUCUAUUUGUGUGUCGAAUUAUUGCCCAAAACCUUCACGUACUGAAACAAAAACUGAAAUCAACGUAUAACAUGCUACCCUGGGAAGAGAUAGAAUUUUGUUUGGUUGCAUUUGUUUCUUGUUAUACCAAGAAGGACGAAAGUUAUUUUUUUUACAAUGCAGUUCUACAUAAAACAAAAUUAUUGCAACAUAUGAACAAUUUCCAAGAAUGUAUGGGAAACCUCAAAUCACUCGUUGGAUCUGCUCAUUGUACAAUUAGAGCUGCUCGUAGUCGUGCUGAAAACAUUGAGGACAUUGUAAACAGAAAUAAGGAUUUUGAAAACCUUUAUGCUGAUUAUUGUCAAAUAAAAGACAUCCACUCACUAUUGCGGAUGCGGAAAUAUAUCGAACUAGCUCUGAUUGAAGUGAAGAAUGAAGAUGUACACGGUCUAGUUGCCGAAAGAGCUCUGCAAGUUAUUGGGGAAUGAUUAAAGAACACUCCGGAAUCUCCACACCUGUCGGAGAGCGUGAGCAAUUUAGUACUUUCAGUUUUCCAUAAAGAGCAACGAAGCAAAAUAAUAAAUAUGCGUGAUGUAUUGUCGCAUGCAAUAGUGGAUGACAAUUAUGUAUUCGAAAAACGUGCGGAAGCUCGCCGAAGGAAGCCAAGUUUCAGAGAGGAUUUGGCUCAACUCAUGGAAGCCAUUCAAGGAGUCAUACUCGAUAAGAAAUACCAAAUCUUGCUCAAGACACUAGAAGAGCUGUGUCAUAGUGAUCAACCUAUGUGGAGGCAGACCGAGCUAAUUCGCAUUUUUGAUACAGUAGAUUGCAAGUAUGAAGAUUUAAAUUUGUUUAGCUCUAGAGUAAGCGAACUUGCAAGAAAUAUUAUCGCGAAUUUACAGGAAUAUAUACCAAAGUUAUCAGAAUAUCAAAAUAAGCUGGUGAACGAAAUACAAUGUAUUUUGAAAUCGGCGGAGCAGCAUGUUCAUAAAAGUCGUACAAAGUUUGGUCGUGGAUUUUUCCUAUUAAAUUCAACAACAAUACACCAAAAUCUUCGUUUUUCAAAAUAUACGUUAGAAUCUUUCAAGCGGGAUGUAAGUUUUUUCGAUUCUAGUAGUUUGAUAUAUAAAAUAGGCAUACUAUUAAGAAGUAUAGAUCCAGAAUUAUCGGUUUCUGAAAGGUAUGUACUAGCAAGAACUUUUUUUAAACUUCUGAAUGUUGCAUACUUGAAAAAUGAUAAAAUUAUUUGCAUAGAAAAAUACGGGAGUUAUCUCAAACAAGAGAGUAAGCAAACUUAUUAUGAAGACGUAAUAAGAUCACUUUUUGACCACAUCAAGGAGACAGCCGAUUUCAGUGAAAAUGAAAUAUUAAAAUUUACUAGCAAAAUAGAAGAUUUAAAGCAAAUUCAUUUAAAAAAUGCUGGUAAACGAUCUGAAUAUUCAAACAUUUUGAAAAAAGCUCGAACUGCCUGUAGUUCAGCAAGUUCAGAAAUAUUACACAAAUACAUGAACCAGUUGUUCUCGAAGAACAGUAAAACAAUGCAAGAAAAGAUAAAAAAAGUUUUAAGAGAAAUAGAAAUGCAAGAAGCAAUUAAGAAUCAAAAGCAUUUUCAGGAUAGAUUUGAAACGUUACAAAGUUUGAUUUCAAUGAUAAAUAAUCUAGAUGAAAACAUACGAAAUUGUGCACUUGAAAUAGUAUUAUUCGAUAUUUUAUCGUACUUGGAGGAAAAAAUAUCUCUUUUAGAUGCAGGAGCUCAAAGCACUGCAGCAUUUCUCGACAAGAACAUUCCAGUUCUAACUGGUAAACAGAUGCGUAACUAUUUGGCUCACGGUAAUUCUUUAGUGCAUAUUUUACCGUCUGACCCAUCGAUAGCAGUUACGAGCAACGUUCGUACAUUGUUGAAAAAUCAAAGAAAUUUAUUAGACCUUUCCAGCUUGAAGAUCGCUCAAAAUCAAUUGUUUUUCUCGAACUGGAAGCAAAAUAUCAACAAAAGAAUCGAGUCCAUGAUCAAUCAACAAAAUAUGUUUGCUGCUGCCGAAGGAAACAAUGUCGAGGAGGUGUAUAAUUGUUUGAAAACUGGAGCAGAUAAAGAAGCGAGAGAUUUCAAACAUUGGAACAUGCUUCACUAUGCUGCUAGAGGAAAUAGUGAGAAAAUAUUCAAAGAGUUUGGAAACAAAACUAUGCUGGAAUCUGAAGAUACGGACGGAAGAAAACCAAUACACAUUGCAGCUCAAUACGGAAAAUUGGAAACCGUAAAUUUUUUAAUGAAUGAUGACUUAGUAGAAAAAUAUAAUAUAAUUAAUGUAAAACGCAGGGAUGGAUUAACACCACUACACCUAUCAGCACAGCAUGGUCAUACAAAAGCGGUUAAAACUCUUUUGACCAACAAUGCGAUUAUGCACAUUAAAACACCAAACGGAUUGACACCAUUGCAUGCAGCUGCUCAAAAUGGGCAUACCGAGGUGGUAAAAAUUUUUCUGACCGAAGGUGCAAAUCAGGAUGCUACAACUGAAAAUGGAUACACAUCAUUGCACUUAGCAGCGCAAAAUUGCCAUACAGACGUGGUUAAGACUUUGGUAACCGGAGGUGCGAAUGUAAACGUUACAACACUUGAGAAUUUGACUCCAUUGCACUUGGCUGCGAAAUUUGGUCAUACGGAAGGGGUUAACAUUUUACUGAUCAAAGAUGUCAAUGUCAAUGCUACUGAAAGUGGUGGCUGUACACCAUUACACUUAGCAGCGCAAAAUUGCCAUACAGAAGUGGUUAAAACUUUACUGGCCAAAUAUGCGAAUGUAGAUGCUACUGAUCUGAAAGGUUGGACACCGUUACAUUUAGCAGCGCAAAAUGGUCAUACAGAAGUAAUUGAAGUGUUGCUGAGAAAUAGUGCGAACAUUACCGCUAUUGAAAAUGGAGGUUGGACACCAUUACACUUAGCUGCGCAUAAUGGUCAUAUAGAAGUGGUUAAUCUUUUACUGAUUAAAGAUGCGAAUGUUGAAUUCACUGGAAGCAAAGAUCGGACACCAUUGCACUUAGCAGCGGAGAAUGGUCAUUCAGCAGUGGUUGAACUUUUUCUGGCCGAAGAUGCGAAUGUAGAGGUUACUGAUAACAGCGGUUGGACACCAUUACACUUAGCAGCGUCGAAUGGUCAUGCGGAAACGGUUCAUACUUUAUUGAACAAAAAUGCGAACAUGGAAGCUACAAUUCAGUGUUCAAGAAUAUUGAUAUUUGAGGCGCUAACAGAAGGACCGGUGAAAGCUGUAGAUUCGAAUAUUGGAAGCGGUUGGACACCAUUGCACUUAGCUGCGAAUAAUGGUCAUUCAAAAGUGAUUACCAUUCUGCUGGAAAAAAAUGCAAAUGUAAAUGCUACAACAAUUGAAGGUUUUACACCAUCGCACGUUGCAGCGCUAAAUGGUCAUGCAGGUGUGGUUAACAGUCUGCUAGCCAAAGGAGCGAAUUUGGGUGCUACUGAAAAGAAUGAUUUAACACCACUACAUUUGGCAGCUCAAAACGGUCAUACCGAAGUAGUGAAAAUUUUAUUGAACAACGGUGCUAAUGUCGAUGCUAUUGAAAUUGCCGGUUGGACACCCCUGCAUUUUGCUGCACAAACUGGUUAUACGGAAGUGAUUAGCCAUUUACUGAUCAAAGGUGCAAAUGUAGAUGCCGUUGAAAAAAGGGAAUGGACACCUCUGCACUUGGCUGCGGAAAAUGGUCAUGCAGAAGUGGUUAAUAUUUUGCUAACUAAGAAUGUGAAUGUUAAUGCUACUACGGUUACGGGUACAACGCCACUGCAAUUGGCUGCGCAAAACGGUCAUACUGAAGUAGUUGACACGUUGCUGAUGAAAGAUGCUAAUGUAGAUGCUUCUGACAAUGAUUGUUGGACACCGUUGCACUAUGCUGCUCAAAAGGGUCGAACAGAAGUGGUUUAUAGUUUGCUGGCCAAAGAUGCAAAUGCAAAAAUUACCACAUGUAAUAGUUGGACACCAUUGCAUUUUGCAGCGGAAGAAGGUCACGUAGAAGUGGUAAAAUUGUUACUGACCAAAGAUGUCCACGUAGAUGCUACGGCAAACAGUGGUGCGACACCAUUGCACUUAGGCGCACAAAAUGGUUACACAGAAGUGGUCAACACUUUAUUGGCUAAAGGAGCGAACGUAGAAGCUAGAACUCUGCAAGGAUUAACUCCAUUGCAUUGUGCUGUCAAAAAUGGCCAUAUAGAAGUGAUCAACGCUUUGAUGACCAAAGGAGCGCAUUUCGAAGCUACCACAUACGAUGGCUUUACUUCAUUGCACUUAGCAGCGCAAAGUGGUCAUAUGGAAGCAAUUCAUGUACUGCUGAACGAAGGAGCGAAUAUAGAAGCUAUUGAAAUCGAAGCUUGGACGCCAUUGCACUUAGCUGCGAAAAAUGGACAUGCAGAAAUAAUUCACGUUCUGCUGAGCAAAGGUGCAAAUAUAGAAGCUACUGGUAAUGACGCUUGGACGCCAUUGCACCUAGCGGCGUUUAAUGGACAUUUAGAAGUAGUUAACAUUUUGCUGGACAAGGACGCGAAUAUAGAAGCUGAAACUUCCAAUGGAUCCACUUCAUUGCACUUAGCAGCGCUGAAUGGAUAUUCAGAAGUGGGUAACAUGUUACUGAUGAAAAAUGCCAAUGAAGAUGCUACAAAUCAUCACGGUUUUACGCCGUUGCACUUGGCAGCGUAUCAUGGCCAAACCGGUAUUGUUAACACAUUGCUAAUCAAUAAAGCGAAUAAUAAAUCUACAACACAUAUAGGUUUAACACCGUUACACUUAGCAGCCAAAUUUGGUCAUUCAGAAGUGGUUAACUCAUUGCUAAAUAAUGAAGUCAAUGUAGAUUCAACAUUUAUAGGUUCAACGCCAUUACACCUUGCAGCGGAAAAUGGUCAUACAGAAUCUGUUGUCCUUUUACUGAAAAAAGCUGCUAAUGUGGAUGCUACAACACUUGAUCAUUCAACAGCAUUGCACUUAUCCGCGGAAAAUGGUCACGUAGAUGUGGUUGGUGCUUUACUGACUAAAGGUGCGAAUGUAGAUGCAACUAAACUUUUAGAUCUAACACCAUUGCACUUGGCGGCACAAAAUGGCCAUGUACAAGUGGUUAAUACUUUGUUGAACAAAUAUGCAAAUGUAAAUGUAACUGCAAAUACCAGUUGGACAAUACCAGGUUUCGAAAAUACUGGUUGGACACCAUUACACUUAGCAGCGCAAAAUGGACAUACAGAAGUGGUUGACACAUUGUUAAUGAGAGAUGUGAAUGUGGAAGCGACAAAUAAUGGUUGGACACCGUUACACUUAGCAGCCCAAAUGGGUCAUACAGAAGUGAUCAAAUCAUUGCUGAACAUAGGUGCGAAUGUGAAUGCUGUAACAAUUAAUGGACUUACGCCAUUGCAUUUUGCAGCGGGAAAUGGUCAUGCAGAAGUGGUUAACAAUUUGUUAUCUAAAGAUGCGAACAUAGAAGCUACAACGCUUGAGGGCCUCACAGUAAUGCAUUUCGCAGCGAAAAAUGGCCAUACAAAAGUAAUUAGUUUAUUACUGAUGAAAUGUUUAAAUGUUCAUGCCUCCGAAAACAAAGGGAGGACUCCAUUGCACUUGUCAGCGGAAAAUGGUCAUACAGAGGUAGUUCAAACAUUGCUAAUAAAUGAUGCAAAUGUAGAAGCUGUUGAUAAAAACUGUUGGACAUCGUUGCACUUAGCUGCGGAGAAUGAUCACACUGAAGUGGUAAGCAUUUUGCUGAACAAAGGUGCGAACGUAUAUGCUACCACAUGUAAUGGUCUAACUCCGUUACACUUAGCAGCGAGAAAUGGCCACGUAGAAGUGGUUAACACUUUGUUGUUAGAUGAUGCGAAUGUGGAUGCUGCUGAAAUUGACGGUUGGACACCAUUGCACUUUGCAGCACGGGGUGGUCACAUAGAGGUGGUUAACAAUUUACUGAUAAAAAAAGCGAAUGUUAAAGCCACUACACUUGACGGUAUGAAUCCGUUGCACUUGGCAACGGAGAAUGGACAUUUGAAAGUGGUGAAUACUUUGCUGAACAAAAUUACGACUUUAGAAGCCGCUGAAUAUUUAGAUGAUGCAGCAUUGCGCUAAGCAGCGGAGAAUGGUUGCACUGAAGAGAUUAGCACUAGCUGCCAUAGUUAAUGAUUGAAUACGAUGACGCUUAGCAGCGCUAAACAAUCGCGCCGAAGUGCUAAACAUUUUUCUAAUCAAAUAUGAAAAUUCGUAAUUUUCAUACGAAUUCCAAGAGUUGUAAAUAGUCUUAUUUUGAACAUUUAUUUUGCUUAAUCAGACAUGGUUCCUGGAAUGUCUCAUUUCGGGGAACUAGUUAUAUGUAUUGAAGGUAGAAGAUUGGUGUUAAAUGUUCUAAGAUUAUAAUAAGGCUUAGCUUAAGCGAAAUACUAAUAUUAAAUAAUG